GCAAAUAGAUAAAAGAGAGCGUGGAGAAAUCAGGACAGCUUGUCACGUCGUACAGACGAGAUUCCCGAGUGUAGUAACGGACGCGCUCGAGGUCGGCUUCGUCGGCUUCGAUGCGUCCGUUUACUUUCUUUAGGCACACACGCUGGAGCAAUCCCGUUAGCUAUUGUUGAACAAAUUCGUUAUCAAAACUGUACGAGAUGCAAUGAGAGAUGUGUGGCUCCAGACGAGUAUCCAUAUCUAUCAGUUUGUUUAUCCGCGAAUAACAGGGCUGUUCGAAGUAUCGAGCGACGGAAUGCACUCGCUCCGAAGGUAUUUACUCAUAAAACUGCAACGCAAUACCCACGAAAUUAAUUAAUUAUCGGAAUUUGGGUCGGGGAGCUACGCCGUGCGGCAUCAGAGCGUAGCCAGAGGGCGAUGUAGGAAAUGCCGCUGUAAAUUUUGGAAUUUAUUUUAACGAGGCUAUACAAAUAUUCGGGAGUUAUUCGUUAUCGUUCAAAAAUUUAACUGCAAUUUUUACUUUUCGUAAUACGUACGCUAAUACCGACGCGCUAAUAGAAUACGCAAUUUUUCCGAUAGCAUAAUUUAUCCGAUAGCAUAUGUAAGCAGAAAACAUAAAAAGUCCAAGUCUAAUAAUGUGUCAAUUAUGGAUUAUUUACAAGCUGCGGAACGCAUUAUAAUUUAAUAUGAUUUAAUAUGUCAAAAUAAAAUUAUGACGAUGUAAAGAACCACAUCCCUUGCAUCGGCCACAUCCGGUUAACGAUAUGAUUAGAGCUCGUUAAUUAAUUUGUGCGUCAGUUUUACGCUGGCAUCGAGAGAGAAUCAUAGAAUCGUUCAAGCCAUGUCGUUGACACAAAGAAACGGACAGAUCGCGCAAGAAUGCAAUCCGUAUCACGCGUUCAUAUUGGCGAUUGAGAACGGAGAGUUUGAUAACGUGAAUAGAAUUUUGAUGCGCGACAAUAUAAAUGAAUAUGUACAUCCGGUGGGUGCUCUUCAAGUGACAGCCCUUCAGGUGGCUGCGUGGCAGGGAAACAUAGAUUUGUUGAACCAACUUCAUGACAGAGGUGCUGAUGUAAACAGCCAGGAUAGAAUUGGUAGAUCUGCCCUUUAUUACGCGGCACAUAAUGGCGAUGUUAAUGUAACCAACUGGCUUCUUCAACGCGGAGCAUGCGUCAACGUUAAAACUGGUGUCCAUUCGUGUAGCAGGUCACCAAGCAGGAACGUGUCAAAUUCUUCGCUGACAAGAUCCCAUGGCAUAGGGAGGAAGUUGCCGUUACCCGAACGCUAUGGGAGAACGCCGUUACACGAAGCGGUGAAAAAUAAUCAUGCGGAGGUCGUUCGUAUUUUGGUGAAAAAUGGUGCGGAUGUGAACGCUAACGAUGAUGGCCAGAUUACCCCUUUGCUCUUAGCGGGAAGCAUGGUGAAUCGUGAUGAUCUCAACAAGAUGACUAAGUUCGUCGAGAUCAUCAAGAUCCUAGUCGACGCGAAAGUAGACGUUGAUGUAGCUCAUCCGGAGACGGGUACCACUGCUUUGCAUCAUGCGGCGAAACUAGGCAGUGCACAAGCGACACAAAUAUUAUUGUCAAAUGGUGCAAAGCCAAUGCAAACAUGUAAGAACUCCAAAAAGCAAGCGGAGAGCACACCUCUUCAUAUCGCCGCGAGCAUAGGAAACAUCGAGACACUAAUGGUGCUACUUGAAGCAAUACCAUCUUGUGAUAUUGACACGCCUGAUCAGGUCAAUCGUACGGCUCUUCAUAGAGCGUCUUACAAUGGUCAUCGCGAAUGCAUACGAGCUUUGAUUAAUUAUGAAGCUAAUCUAGCUGCAGUGACAGAAACUGGCAUUACUGUCGUUGAUGCUAUAUUCGCUCAUAUUUCACAACCAUUGGCAUUUUUAACCGAUAUUUUGAAUUCUUGUGUACAAACGACAAGUUCUACAAAAGGGUCUUAUGAAAACAUCACUGUCGAUUUUGGUAUACUGACUCCAAAGUGCCAAAUGCAAAUGUCAGUAGUUACAGCUAUUAUAGCCGCAUCUUCGGACAUAACACAACUGGCAAUAUUACAGCAUCCACUUGUGGAGACAUUUCUCAGACUUAAAUGGACGAGAUUAAGGAUACUCUUCUUUGUUCUUAUGUUCGUGCACUUGUUCUUCGUUAUUUCUCUUUCGGUCUAUGCUAUAAUGCUUGUACGUGAUAACACUGAUCAUGUGAUAACUCGAAGAAUUUUAACUCUUUGUUCCUGCAUUCUUUUAUUUCACAAUACAAUUCAAGUUAUAUUAGAACCCAGGCAUUAUCUGAGACAACUAGAAACAUGGUUAUCAUUCAUCUGCGUCAUGCUAUCCCUAGUGACGUCGAUAGCGGGCGAGUUUGUGAUGUGCUCACAGGAAGAAAAUGAUUCACAAUAUUGCGUGCAGUGGUUGCUACAUCCCAUCAGUAUCGCACUCUUGUUGAGUUGGAUGCAAAUGAUGCUAUUAAUUGGACGAGUUCCAAUGUGGGGAUAUUAUGCACUCAUGUUUUCUACAGUGUUGAAAAAUCUCCUAAAAGUUCUUUUGGCAUUUGGCUACUUGAUUAUCGGAUUUGCGUUGAGUUUUGCCGUUUUAUUUCACGGAAAUAAUCAAUUUCAUCAUUUCGGAAAUGCCAUUGUAAAGACUAUAGUAAUGAUGAUGGGCGAAUAUGAGUACAAGGAACUGUUCAACAUGGAGAAGAACGAUACGAGUAUUGAUAGCGAAAUUACUUUUCUGCCAGUUACAAGCAGAAUCGUAUUCUUCAUCUUCAUCAUGCUCGCUAGUAUCGUCUUAAUGAACCUCAUGAUUGGUCUGGCGGUCAAUGAUAUUCAAGAUCUCGAAAAAGAGGGCCAUAUACGUCGAUUAUUGAAACAAGCGGAAUUUGUCGCACAUUUAGAGAGAGUAUUGUCACAUCGAAUUUUUCGCAGCAAAUGGAUACCUCGUCGCAUACGAAUAUUGCUUCAAUCGAGACGCGAAAUUCCCACGAAAAUUAUAUUAUAUCCUCGUGAAAAUUAUUUUAAUUAUAUGACUUACUUUGAGAAGGAGGCGCCGCCUAAGAUUCCCACCAACCUAAUAGAAGCUUUAUUUGUAUUAGCCACCAAGACGUCUUUCAAAAACGAUAGCUCAAUGGACAGAAGCGUAGAGAUUGGCGAUACGAAUUUGAUUCCUAUAUUAUCCAAUUUAGAAGAACAAAUUCGGGAAUUAAAAGCAUAUUGUUAUCGUAAUUUAACAAAUCGGAAACCAUCAAAACGACGCGUGUUCAAGAGAAGGCAAAGAAGACUUGUAAAUUCCUAACAUAUUGCACACGUCGCAAUUGUUUAUGCGUGGCAAUGAUAUUUAUGUAAUAAUCAUUAAAUAAAGAGCAUAAAAUUUUA
Molecule: messenger RNA, 3372 nt
Organism: Pogonomyrmex barbatus (red harvester ant)
Lineage: Eukaryota; Metazoa; Arthropoda; Insecta; Hymenoptera; Formicidae
Product: transient receptor potential cation channel subfamily A member 1 homolog
Biological process (GO): monoatomic ion transmembrane transport
Cellular component (GO): transmembrane transporter complex; membrane
Molecular function (GO): protein binding; monoatomic ion channel activity
Source: RefSeq, a predicted model, not a curated record